Molecule: messenger RNA, 1153 nt
Organism: Oppiella nova
Lineage: Eukaryota; Metazoa; Arthropoda; Arachnida; Sarcoptiformes; Oppiidae
Source: the annotation of a GenBank genome assembly
UUGGUCACAGUCUGCGGACUCAUUCUUCGAGAGUUUUUACGGUUUGAAGAUCUGGAGAAAGAGGUGUUCACACAAUUCACACAAAAGCCCACAAACGGACAGAAACUUUAUCUCAAUUUUCUUGACUUUUUGAUAAAAAGCGAUUCGUUUGCCAUCUCUUCCGAUGUUUUCGCCACUCUUCGGGAACUGUUUGCUCGACACAAGACUGUGGCGAAGAAAGCUUUGCAAACGGAUUACGAGAUAUUUGUGCCGAAAUUCAAUCAAUUGUUAACCAAAGAUGACUAUUAUAUCCGCCGGAAAGCCAUUAGACUAUUGUCGGACCUGUUGUACGAUAGGAGUCAUCAGACAGUUAUGAAACGAUACGUGGAUUCUGUGGACAACUUGAAGAUAAUAAAGACACUGAUGGACAGCGACUGUCUGUACGUGUCUUUCGACGCGUUUCUUGUGUUUCACGCGUUUGUAGUUCACCCUAAUAAGAGUGAAUCAGUGGACAAAUAUAUGGACCAAAAUAAAGAUCGCAAAGAUAUGAAACUCUAUGUCCAGGAAAAGGCAAAUAUGAUUAGACCGUUAAAUGGCGAGCCAUUGACUAAAGAGCCCUCUGACCCUGAUCAUUUGAAUAUCAUAGGAAAGGCUAUCAAACAUUGUAUAUGGAGGAUGCACCCAUUUAUGCAUACAUAUAAUUAUGAGAAAAAGGGGUUCGCAGACCCCCCGACUGACUAUUAUCUCAGACCCUACUACCUGGCCAUGGAUUCCAAGACUAAGGAAUAUUGCUACUUAGAUCGAGUGGAACUGGAGGUUGAGGUUCGGAGACAUACGACAGACACUGCAAAGUAUGAGGAAAGGCUGCCUUUUAUGCACAUAUAUGUCCCCCAGAGAUACCGUUCCCGCAAUCUGACGGUUAAUGAGCACCGGCUCACCACUCCUUUUGACAUACACUCAACCCUUAAGCAUAUACUCGAAGGUAAAACCAAUACUACUUUAAAAUAUGGAUUAUCCCUAUUGGAGGAGAUCCCAUACAACAGGAGCUGUGAUAGUAUACACAUAUUAGAGGACUGGUGUGUCUGUCAUAUAAGUCGACGCAUACAUCACUUACAACAGCGUUAGACCUACGGCUGAGUUUGUGGUCACAAAACUCAAUGACUUACUGCACGAC